AUGGGUCGAAUGGAGAAAUUGAUCGAAACGGGUCCAGACGAGCGCACACCGACCACUCUCAACGAGUCACUUCUCGGGAGUUUGGUCCGGCAAAUUGGGGACAGACCGGUGGCCAUCAUCUCUAUUUGUGGGAAAAUUCGGCACGGGAAAACUUUCCUCAGCAAUGUUUAUCUCGACACUUUGCGACGAGGACGAUUUCCUUAUCGAAGCGAUGACGACAUUAUUGGUGGCCCAACGGGAAACCCUUUCCGAAACAUCGACGACACGGAUACUCAGGGAGUCCAAGUGUGGAACGAAGUUCUUUCCUAUCAAAACGAACAAGGCGAAGAGUUGGCCGUUUUGCUCAUCGAUUGCCAGGGAACAUUCGACAUUCGAAACACGACUCCGUUCUUCGUCGUGCUUUUCAUCAACACGCUGCUGCUUUCGUCGGACUUGGUGCUGAACUUUUCGCAACAAGUCGACGGUCACGAUCUCUCGUCACUUCAAGAAUUCAUCGCUUACGCGCAACAAGAUCGUGGAAGAAUUGGACAAAAUCUGAUGAUUUUAAUCCGAGACGCGAGACGAGCGCGAAAAUUCGACGAACAAUACUUGAACAGUCAUUUGCGAAGCGUCGAAAUUGGACGCAAAUUGGAUGAAACUUUUGAAAAAGUCGAAUGUUGGACAGCGCCACGCCCCGAUGCCGCUGUUCACAAUGGGGAUAUUUCUGUCAGAGUUGGAGAUUGUGGACGCGAUUUCAUCAAUUCCCUAUGCGAACUCGUCAACCAUCAACUCGACAAUCUCAGGGGGAAAACUUUCUGCGGCGCGCCGGUCACUGGUGCAACAUUCGACCCAUUUGUGAGGAACAUCGUCGAACAGGUCAAAGCCAACACACCGGCGGACAUAAAAAACGGUUUUGAGGCAAAUAUGGCGUUGUUCAACGAGCGCGCGGUAAACGUCGGAAAAGAGACUUUCGAGGAGAGAGUUUCCAAAUACAACGGAAAAGUGAUCACCGUGGAGAGUUUUGCCAAGAUCAUCGAGGAGAGCCGACGAAUCGCCCUCAACGCUUACAAGGAAUGUGUCCGCUUCGGCACGUCGGCAGACAAGCGGAAAGCGAAGAAAGAGUUCGUCGAAUGGCUUGAGAAGAGAAUCGACGAGUUGAAGCAAGAAAACCAAAAGAAGUACGAGCUGAAAGAAAAAGAGAAAAUUUGCGAUGAACUUUUGCAGGAUUUUAAAGCCACGCCAUUUGACUUCAAAGGAGGCGCUUUGGGCUUUGCAAAGCAAUAUUGCGAGCUGUACAACGCGACAAAGGAGCAAUAUGAUAAAGCAACCGAGGCUUUUACAUUGACGCAAGAGGAUGAGAAAUGGGACGAUUUGAAGAAGAAAAUCGAGGAACACAUUGGAAAUGAAGAGAAAACGCUCGUUGAGGCACAGCUGGGUGCGUUGAAGAAACAAUUGAAAGAGUUGGGCAAUUGGAAAGGAAUUCUUUAUGCAACCGAGGCUUUUACAUUGACGCAAGAGGAUAAGAAAUGGGACGAUUUGAAGAAGAAAAUCGAGAAAAAAGCGAGCAAAGCGUUUGUCAAAGUUGCAAAGGAACACAUUGGAAAUGAAGAGAAAACGCUCGUUGAGGCACAGCUGGAUGCGUUGAAGAAACAAUUGAAAGAGUCUCUCAAAAACGUCUCCACCGAGUCGGAUGUGAAGGAAAAGGCCAACGCUGUGCUCGAUAAGCACCAAAAAAAGUUGGAGGCGGCUGUGACUAAAUGGAAGACUGACUUCACUUCGGGUUUAAUACAAGCAAACAAUCAUCUCAGCAAGCACUCUCUUCACGGAUUGCCCGUUGCAGAGAUUCAAAAUGAUGUGAACGGGAUUUGCGGAAGGAAGGAAACGGAGGAAAAACUUAUGGCAUGCACCAAAAAAUGUCGGCAAACGUCAAUCCAAAAACUCAAAGAAGAAGAGCAAAAAAGGAGAAUCAAGAAAGCUGAAGAAGACGCUAAAGCAGCCCGCGAAGAGGCGCGACGCGCCCGCGAUCGCUCACCGGUGAUUGUGCGCGUGGAAACGCCAUCUCAGUCCACCUCAACACCAAGCACUUCACCACCGGGUGGCGGUUGGACUUGUCGUCCACCCACCCCACCAUCUCCGCGGAAUAUAUUGACGGACAUUAUUGAUAUCUUUCUACCACGACCAACACGACCAACCCUUCCGCGGCCAUACGAUCUA
Mesorhabditis belari is the source of this 2193-nucleotide messenger RNA. Lineage: Eukaryota; Metazoa; Nematoda; Chromadorea; Rhabditida; Rhabditidae. The record is from the annotation of a GenBank genome assembly.